Molecule: messenger RNA, 1047 nt
Organism: Enterospora canceri
Lineage: Eukaryota; Fungi; Microsporidia; Enterocytozoonidae
Source: the annotation of a GenBank genome assembly
AUGAAGAGGAAAAUAGCACUCAUCUGGGGAUACAGUGGUGUCGGAUACGCUGGAUUGCAGUUCAAUAAAGAUAGUAACACGCUAGAAAGGAGAAUCAUUGGAGUACUGGCAGGAUUAGGAUACAUUUCAGAGGCAAACAGCGAGAGUGCCACUAAAGUGCACAUGAAGUCGGCCAGUAGAACAGACAAGGGCGUUGGUGCCGUAUUCAACGUAACAACGAUGAAGAUAAACACGGAACUGACUGACACGGUCUUCGAGAAGAUUGAGCAUGAAUUUAGUUUGAAUAAUUUCGUACUGUACAAGGUGUGUCAGGUUCCAAGGGGAUUUGUGGCGCAUAAACAGGCACGAAAUAGGUCGUACAAGUACUUUAUUCCAACCAAAUUCAUGGAAACGUGCAAUUUGGGCAGCGAGAAGGAGCUACUCAACGACCAGACUGAGAAUGGGACAGAAAAGAGGUGCAAGGAGCUUUUCAGGGUCUUUACGAGUGAGGAUGUCUCAUUUUGUAGGGGAUUCAGGGUGGAACAGGAGCAAAUUGACAAAAUGGGCAGAAUACUCAAAUUGUACGAGGGAACCAGGGACUACCACAACUUCACGACGUCCCAGAACAAGCAGGGGACGAAGAGGCACCUGAGGAGAGUCAGGUCACUUGGAACGAGGGUGGUUGACGACGUUGAGUACCUCGAGGUCUCUCUUUCUGGGGACAGCUUCAUUUUGCACCAAAUUAGGAAAAUGGUGGCAUUUGCCCUAUUCAACUGCAGAUACGUCGUAGACUUCACCAAGGUGGAAGAGAACUACGAGAAAGUCUUCUCGGAGACGAAAUACGUCCUAGGAAAGGCACCUGCUCCCUACCUGUACCUCUUUGAUAUUGGAUUCAGGGACUACAACGAGAGAACUGAGUACGGGAGACUUGAGGCACCAGAAGAAAGAAGAGAUGGAUUUGAAAUAGAAAUGCAUAAGAGCAUCUUUACGACUGAUAACCUGAAGGAGUGGCUGAUUCACCUUGCGACUGUCCAGUUUCGUGCUGAUUCACUGAAUGAAUUCGUGUAG